AUGACCCGACGCGAAUUGGCCUAUCUUCUCGCCGAAACCCAUCCCACCAUCAAUCCCACCGCCCACUCCGCUUCCGCUAAACCUACCAAGAAUUCGUGUAACCAGUCAACAAUGUCCCAGCCCCCCUCCCUGUCUCUGUCCCCAAGGCAGAAGUUCCAGUCUCAUGUCAGAACUUUGAGUCAAGACAGCCCCUCAUACUCCGGGAACGCGUCUCCUUCUCCCUUGCCCUCGCCAUCACCAACUCUCAAUAGCAAUACCUACAGAUACAGUGAUCCCACUUUACAAGGAGGAACACCCACUCAUAAUGAACCUCAUUUCAUCACCGAGGAACGCGAGGCUUGGAGCAGACCAUCCCCACUCGCGACCCGACGCAGACAGAACGCCCCUUCAGAAGAUGUCAUUGUCCUUGAACCUCCAGAGGAUCACAGUCCGGUUCAGCAACCACGUAAGCACUUGAGAGCGCUGAGACCUUUCGCUCCCUCUACGCAGCAUGUUGAUACCAAUGAGAGACCAAAGACGAGUCGUGGCUCCAAGCCCAACUUCGGGGGGUUCCCAACCAACGACCAGGAUUUCCCAUCUCGACACUCCAAGUUCGCUGAGGGAAGUAUGACUGAUCGCUCAGGCGGUAUAUCAUCCUCCUGGCUCGAAAAUGGCUCAAUAUCCACCACGUCAGGAGACGAAUCGGAGCACAGCUCCACUCCUCGAGCCUCUCCUCGGCGUUCGUCUAUUGACAUCGAUGAUUUCAAACCCAUCGCUGUAACUCCAGGUACUUUCAAACAACGCCUUGCCAGACUGGGCUCCGCCUUCAAGCCUAGUCAUCACGCCAGUAGACCUGAAGCAGACCCAAGGGAUGCAAAGAAGAAAACAGGCUUGAGGAAGAGCAUGUCAUUAUGGAACUUGCAUAAUAUUGCUGGAAAGUCGAAGAAUACUGCCCAUUCUACCAUGGACUUGGCCACCACAGCCGCUCAACCACAGAAGACCACCAUGAACAGUGACCUUGACCUGCUUAAUGAUCGGAAACGAAGAGCUGAAGAAGCUUAUGCCCAGCAUUUCGGAAUAAAGAAGCGGAAAUCUAAUGUCGGUCUUGCUGAACCCAUUCCUGAACCACCGCGAGAACAGCCACCACGUUCCCGAGAUGACCGAACAAUUGCUCGACGUAGCAUGAGAUCCUCGACUUCAAAUGUGGCUCUAACUGAUGCUGAAUAUUCCGACGGCCACAUCGACAUCGACUUUCACAAACGACCAUCUCGUCGUGAAUUGGAAAAGGAGAAUCAGCAGCUCCGAGCAAUGAUACGCCAACAACAGGAGAGCCAGGCUCCGAAGAUUUCUAAAGCAAACCUCGAGAGAAACCGCUCAGCAUCGGCCAAGCAAAUCCCAACAUCUUCCGACACCUCGACGGUCGACCAGGAGAAAAAGACCCCUUCAAAGAAAAAGACUUCCAAACCAAGAGCAAAGGGCGUUCCACCAGUCCCUUCCAUCCCAGACCGCAUUGCCUUACAACCAUUGACGAACUCGAGAAACCAGCCUCGCAGUGUAAACACCAACCCAGCAACAACAGCAAACACCCAUAAUAGUCCCAAUGUGAAUAAUAAUCCAAGUGUGGACCUCAACUGUACCGCAACUAAUAAUAGCAACAACAAUCCAACAAGGAGAACAUUGGUCGGUGCUCCUCUCCCACGACCUGUGUCAAUGAUUCUCGAGGAAGACGAAGAAGGUGUGGAGAACAGAACUCCAGUUGGGAAACGGUCACUGAUCAUGGACGACAUGGCCAAACUCAAGCAACUCACCCCUUCCCCCAUCCGUCUACAUCACCUUCAGCGUGAGCAGUGGGAAUGGCCGGACGAUAUCUUUUGA
Exophiala aquamarina CBS 119918 is the source of this 1854-nucleotide messenger RNA. RefSeq lists its product as uncharacterized. The record is from RefSeq and is a predicted model, not a curated record. NCBI's taxonomy places the organism in Eukaryota, Fungi, Ascomycota, Eurotiomycetes, Chaetothyriales, Herpotrichiellaceae. The transcript has a single exon. The coding region runs from base 1 to 1854 and encodes 617 amino acids.